GAAGUAGUACACACCCUGUCUGCCAAGGACCGUCAAAGGUAGCAAGGCAGUCAGGUAGCUGUGUGCCACCAGCUGGAGUCCGAGGAGUUUUACCCUUUUUGAAUGUCACAAGCUCAUGGAGACCUGCUGUUCAUCUGGCUGCUAACAGAGGCUUUACCAGACAACAGGUGGAUUUCUGUCCGACAACAAUACACUGCAGCUUCGUAAACCCAGUUCCAUGACGAUGUUUCCUUGGUCAGCUGUUUUCUCCCUUGAGCCCAAAGUGCCCGGCCAGCGCAGCUCUGAGGAGUUGGUAACCAAUACUCUGAUGUUAGAGCUGGGGGCCAUGGUGAAGCGCACUGAACGCAUCCAUUUGGAGCGGGCGACGGAGGGUCGACGCCGCCGGCGCAGCUCCUCCUCCACAGCUGACUACAGCUGGCUGGCCACAGCCCCGACCCCACAGCCCUACGAGCUGACACCCAACGACCUGCUGGAGCUGCAGGACCUCUGUGUCAAGGUCCCUCCUGCACAGUGUGGCCCUCUGAUCGUCAGGUUCAGGAGGCUGGUGUCGCAGAUGGAGCCUGAGGUUCACGAGGUCCCCCGGCUGUUUCGCUCAGUGCUCCGCGACUGCAUGGACGAGGUGAACGGAAAUGAAGACAUGCAGACGCAAGACGGCGGCGUCUUUGAGAAGCAGCAGCGCAGCAAGAGCCUGUCUUUUGUUUCCUUCCGCAGCAAGUUCCGCUCGGGUCAGCUCUUCAGGGGCAGCAACACGAGAGGCUCCAGGGGGAAUCUGGAGCAGCAGGUGGAUUGGUCCGACGAGGAAGAGGAUGAAGAAGGGGAGGAGGAGGCCAUCAAGGCCAGGGCGAGGAAGGGAAGGAGCAUGAGCAUGCCGGAGAUCAGCCCGAUGGAGCAGAGUGCCCAGGGGUGAGAGAGUCAGUGGAGAGACGAUGCAGAGAGGGACGGGACCUAUGGAGAAGUUCUGAUAGGGGGAGAAAAUGAGGAGUAAGAGAAGGAGGGAAAGUAGAGAGAUGGGUCAGCUGAAUGUAAAUAUGGGGAGGAGAGUCUUUUUCUCGUUCCAAAUAAUUUCUAAAGGAGAAGAUAAGUUUACAGAGUAAAGUUAGAAUGAUUUCUUCACUUUCAGGAAACCCGUCUAAUUACUAAUGAACUUGAAGUCUCUAAUUCAUCCCAAAAGCAUUGCCGUUUUGGUUGUAAGAUUCUGAAACACUUGAUGAGGAUUUAUAUGUGCUGACAGCAACAAGACAGAGAGUCUAAAGUCGUGCUAGCAUAGAUGGAAGUGAAAAAUGUUCGAGGAAAUGAAGAUCAUCAAAGUCAUGAGGAUACACGGUUUGGGGACCAUGAAUGUCUGCAAUCCAUCCUUCAGUUGUUGUGAUGUAGAUAUAGUCACACCACUAGCAUGGUAAAUGACUAAAAUGUGCUGCAUGGGGUUUAGUUGGGUAGAAUCUCUUACGUGGCUGACCUUCACAUGCUUUAAGUAUCCUUAAGAACAAAAAGCUGCUGAUGAAUAAUAUGUUUUAUGAAUCGACAUUUUUUAAGUCUAGAAGCCUUUCUACAAAAGGAGUGAAAGAUACAAGGACCUUUUUCACUUUAUUGUGGUUGAGAAGGUUAAAUAUUUAUAUGUAAAUAUGUC
Molecule: messenger RNA, 1627 nt
Organism: Anarrhichthys ocellatus (wolf-eel)
Lineage: Eukaryota; Metazoa; Chordata; Actinopteri; Perciformes; Anarhichadidae
Product: protein RD3
Exons: 3
Coding region: 218-907 (229 amino acids)
Source: RefSeq, a predicted model, not a curated record